AUGCUUCACCAUAACAACCGGACCUGCGCCCUCUCCUCCCGCAGGACACGCUCCACCAGGCGGCGACAAAGUGCAGGUCUCCAGCCUGUCUUUAUGGUCCGAAAGACACACACAUGCACAAACAGGACCUAUACAUGCACAAAGUGCAGAGAUGUCAGAGUGAGGGGGCUGCCUUGCUCAAGGGCACCUCUGCAGUGCCCAGGAGGUGAACUGGCACCUCUCCAGCCACCAGUCCACGCUCCAUAUUUGGUCCGGACGGGGACUCGAACAGGCGACCCUCUGGUUCCCAACCCAAGUCCCUAUGGGCUAAGCUACUGCCGCCCCAUCCCAAGUUUCAGGAUGCAUCCCAGGGGCAGUUUAAGAGGGAUUUGUCUGGACACAAUCGGCCCAUGUGAACAGCCUUGUCCUGGAUGCCAUCCUAUUCAUAUGGCUUCCCAUUCUUCUCAUGCAUGGCUCACUAAUCCAGGCAAAACCUAUUAACUGGCACUCCGGCAGACAGGAAGAGAUAGAUGGGCAGUUUGUAUUUAAAUCAGUGUGUUUCUGCACUGAGCACUUCUUUAUGAAAGGGCAUGUAAAUUGGGUCUAAAUGUGUAUGUUGGGUGAGAGGGCUUGCCUGUACAUGUUUAACUGUCCAGUUCACUGAAAGAAAUAAAAAAUGUAUUGACAUCUAACGCCAUUAAAUUCACUUUUUGACCAGAGAAUGUUCUCCACGUUAUCUCUGGAGGCCUGUUGAUUGUCAAAGUGAGUCAAGCCUCUUGCUGAAUUUUGGGUGAAACCACUAGAGGGGGACAAACUUUCCAACCAUGCAACCAAAGAAGAAAAUCACUAAUUGCAGCAGGUGAAGGAGGUUUGUUGCUCAUCAUGGUGGGGAGGCCAUCUGAACUGGAAAACAAGGUCAAACAUUUUGAGUUUCACUGCAAAAAUUACACAAGCUGCAGAUCUUUAUGAGUCAGCCUGGAGCCAGCAGUCUGCCAGAAGUUAAGGACCGAUUCUUUGACCUCCCUCCCCCUCUCCGUGCUCCUGUCCGAACGUGCGGGCCGAUCUUCCCCCCGGCCUGAUCAGCAUGACAAAGCACUGGCCGGAGCAGAUCCUCUUGGCACCACUCGCUCUGUCCCACCUUGGAGAACACCACGGCCAUCAACUUGACUUCCACAGAAAUGCGCAGCAGAGUUUUCCUCCCGGCGGUGUAGCGCGCAGCUCUCCAGCCCAACAUUGGCCUCGCCACCUGGAUCAGAUGGUUCCUCAGCAGUUGUCGCGCUUGGAGAAACCAGCAGUGCGCUCCGAACACCUCAACGGUGCCACGGCGUUCAUGGAUAAAGUUGCACCACCGGGCUCAGCGUACCCGACUCCUCAAGAUGCUCGCUGCAAACAGGAAAGUAUUACCCAGGACUCGUGGAGCAGUGAACGGGAGAAGAAUGGCACCAGCGGUGGGAAGAAAAAGAACUAUCAGCGGUAUCCAAAACCACCGUACUCAUACCUCGCAAUGAUUGCUAUGGUCAUCCAAAGAUCCCCAGAGAAGAAACUGACGUUGUCUGAGAUCCUCAAGGAGAUCAGCACUCUCUUCCCAUUCUUCAAAGGAAACUACAAGGGCUGGCGAGACUCUGUGCGACACAACCUCUCCUCUUAUGACUGCUUUGUGAAGGUGCUGAAGGACCCCGGGAAGCCUCAGGGCAAAGGCAACUUCUGGGCGGUGGAGCUGAGUCGUGUCCCUCUGGAGCUCCUCAAGAGGCAAAACACGGCCGUGUCACGCCAGGAUGAGACGAUCUUUGCCCAGGAUCUGGCUCCCUACAUUCUGCAGGGACACAAGCCAGAAUCUGAGCUGCCACCUGCCCCAGUCAACCCCCUCCCUGCCAUGCGCUCAACUAACCCCUCCCCACCACAGGAGGACUUGUUCCGGCCUAAGCUGGACUCAUCCUUCGCUAUCGACUCUCUGCUACACAGCUUGAGGCCACCUAGUGCAUCUGGGGAUGUGGAUGCGUCUACCAGGGACUGCUGGGGCAAGGUGGAGCGCCCUCGGCCUUCAUCUCCUCCACGACCACGCUACGCCUCCUCUGCCCGUAGUGCCUCAGCCAGCUCUGCCAGCCCGGCCUCCACCUCCUCCUCCUCUGAUGAGGAAUGGAAAGGGAUGUCACUGUCUGGGAAGCGUGUUCCUAUUGAUGGUGAAGCGGGGUCAGACAGUUUCGAGGACUACAGACCGCCACUGCACAAGUCAGCCCGACGAGAGACGGUCGCACCUCCAUGGGAGCUUCCUACCUCCUAUGCCAAAUACGCUCCCCCCAAUGCAGUCGCCCCACCCAGCAUGCGGUUCAACGGAGGUCCCCUGAUGCCGCUGCAUGGCGGACUCCCUCUUUACGGCUAUGGCAGCUCUCCUGUGGCACCUGGUCACUUUUUAGGUCAUGCCUAUUGGCCUAUCCUCCCAAGCGGACGAGUUUCUGUCCAAGCCCCUCCCCUCAUCAUGGACCUGGACAACAUGUUGCAAUCCGUGCCUCCAAACAAGAGUGUGUUUGACGUGUUGGUACCAACCAAUCAGAACUCUCACCAACAUCAUCAACCACCUGGUCAGUACACACUGCAGAAUGGGCCUCCCCUAAACAGGUAUCCUCAAUACUGACUCUGAAAUACUGUCUUCCUCAUACUGACUUUCAAAAAUGCACAGAUGCUAACAAAGGCGUCACUUCUCUACUGCAACGUCUCCAAAAUCAAGUCUCAAUCACCACCUCUGGCUCAAGAUGUGCUGACUGUUUCUAAAGCAAAAAGGGUGCUGAACCACAGACGAUGCAAUUGACAGAUUUUUACCAACAUGAAAACUUUUUUUUAACUUUUUUUAUGUCUGAGAUUUUCAAAAGCAAACUCCCUCAUGUUUCUCAUCGACGUGAGGACAAAUGUACCACAAACAGCUAUACAACAAAACAAAUACCUACCUCAAGCUUUCAAUGAAAAGUUCUGUGUCAUCGCUGCAGGCUCUUUGAGUCUUAUUUGCACUGUUUUUAUUGGCACAAAUUUGCUUUUCUACACAAACUGCCUUUGCAUGUUGUCUACGAAAUGUGACUGCUGAAUGUAUUGUUGGAUUCAAUCUUGAAUUCAACAUUUGUGAAACCUAAUGGCAACGAGCUGGACUGUUGGCGACAUAUACAGUAAAUGUGAGCUGUGAAGUAUCCCACCAGCAUUUUAAACUUCAGUGAGAACAUGUUUUCUCCUUUGUCAGGGUGUGUCUGUGUGCACAUCAAUGUGUACACACACUUGUGUCAUUUGUGAGUUUAGGUCUGUUUGUUCAGAUGGUGAAAUGUACAGGACCAGCUGUUUACUGUAUGUUCUUCCUGUCUUGAAUUUCACUACGUCUGGACUGUCUUCAUUGCUCCUAUGCAGCUACAAUAUCUUAUUAACCUGAUAAACUAUGAAACCACAACGUGGCCCUAUAACUGUCUUUGUCAUUUUAGUGUUUGUUUUUACAUUACAAAAAUCUUAAGCUAAGAAGAUGGGCCACAUUUUAGAUUUAGCUGCAUGUUCUCAGGACACUAGCGACAAUCAGCCACUUUACUACCACCCACAUCUACCUCAGGUUUUUAAUGGGCUGGGACAUGUUUCCUGUGGACUUUGCACUGCCGGCUGUUUGCACUAUUUUGAUGUCAUUAUGAUCAUCCUCCUGUGGAAAUUGCUUAUAAAUGUCUGCCAACCUCGACAGGUGAAUGUUUUUGUUUUUAUGCCAUUUUCCUGUGGUCUUGUUAAAGCUUUGUACAGUGCUGAGCUGAAGUAUCAACGUAUCAAAAGAAGGUUAUGGAGCUGAACAGGGUAUGUUAAUAAAAUGCUGUUUAUUUUAACCGUGCUGCUCACUGUUGUAUAUGGGAAUAAGUUUACUAAAACUGCACAUCUCAAACAGCUUUAUGGUCUUUUUACAGUGUCCAUUUUUCUACAUUAUCACUUUCUUAUGUAUAGAUCACUCACUUAUAAUAUGUUUGCUCAGAUGGCUGUUAAGUCCUGGUUGGUUGUGUGAUCUUCUCUCUUUAAAGGUGUUUUUUAUCCCUUGCUUAAUACCAAACUUUGAAUUCUCAUGGCAGCUACAUGGGAGAGGUAUUUUUUUAUUUCAAACCCUUCAAAUGUAACUGUUUAAAAUAUAAGAAAUGCAUGAGAAAUAUACAAUAUAAUGUAAAAACUCUGUUCGUUAUCUUUGCUCUACAUUCGUCUGGUGCCUAAAAUGUAAAGAAGCAAUACUACAAUGUACAAAUACUCUCGGACAAGUAAAAACAAAACAAAACCAUAGCAGGUAUUUUAAGUUAGAUGUACUUUAAGAAUCAAAAGUAAAAGAAUGAAAGCAAAAUUAAUAUUGUUGUUGGAUUAAUGUGUGAGUGGCAUUUUACUGUUGUAGCUGAUUGUGGUGGCUUAUUUUUUAUUUUAUUUUAUUUUAAAUCAUCUCAUGAAUAUUUGUCAAGUAACUAGUAAUUCCAGCUUUAGAUUUAUUUAUCUGGCUCAUUUUCUAUUAGUUUUCCCUCUGAAAUGUAGUGAAAUAAAAGUCUAAAGUAACAAGUUAAUUUGA
Epinephelus moara (kelp grouper) is the source of this 4531-nucleotide messenger RNA. RefSeq names its product forkhead box H1 (gene foxh1). The coding region runs from base 1064 to 2611 and encodes 515 amino acids. Gene Ontology annotation, molecular function: sequence-specific DNA binding; DNA-binding transcription factor activity. Gene Ontology annotation, biological process: regulation of DNA-templated transcription. NCBI's taxonomy places the organism in Eukaryota, Metazoa, Chordata, Actinopteri, Perciformes, Serranidae. The record is from RefSeq and is a predicted model, not a curated record. The transcript has 6 exons.